CCUUCAUCAGCCAAACAAUUGUCAUACCGACCAAAGACAUUCAGACAGACGCCUACACCCGCCGUAUCUUAAAAUAGGACAGGGCGACUGCAAAGUGCAGACAUGGAUCGCUGAAAUGUUUGGCGACCUCGGACUCUCUCUCGUUGCAGAAUGCAGAUCCAGCGAGGCGACAGGCACCAUCCGGCCCUACAACGAUGAGCUGGUGCGAAUGGUCAUGCUAGAGACGCGGCAGCUGCAAGAGAUCAUCAACACGCUCCUGUCCAACGUGCCCGGAGGCGCAGACGAGGCAGAUCGCAACCCAGCUUUGGCGGCACAACUCGUCACCCAUCACCUUUCCGCCUUGCGCAACAAGCGAUGUCUUCUUGCCUACCAUCGCUUUCGCAUGCAGUGGCUGCAGAGGCGUCUGUGGAGUACCGGCGGAACACUAGAUCUCGUGCUGAACGAUGACCAAGGCGGCUCGCAAGGCCUGCGACACAAGCUCUCUCCAGCGGAGCUUUCCUCGCUUCGAUCAUACGCCGCACUUGUCACCUCCUUCAAGGGGGAAUACCUGGAUGUGAUGGAUAUUUGUGCAUCUCUCAGCUCAGAUGCGGCAGGGCCUGGCCCACCAAAGGAACUUAUGGUCACCGUCGUGGCCCAGGUCGAUGCAGCAGACGUUAUGACGGAAGGCGGAACGCUUAACCUGCGCAAAGGCGAGCCGAUGCGCGUUCGGCGGAGCGAGAUCGAGCCUCUGCUGCUCCGUGGCUGGGUUGCUAUUCUCGACUGAUGCAUGCAUGGUUUUUUUACGGAGUGAUUACGAU
Molecule: messenger RNA, 797 nt
Organism: Tilletiaria anomala UBC 951
Lineage: Eukaryota; Fungi; Basidiomycota; Exobasidiomycetes; Georgefischeriales; Tilletiariaceae
Exons: 2
Coding region: 116-763 (215 amino acids)
Biological process (GO): DNA strand elongation involved in mitotic DNA replication; DNA replication
Cellular component (GO): GINS complex
Source: RefSeq, a predicted model, not a curated record